Molecule: messenger RNA, 281 nt
Organism: Prorocentrum cordatum
Lineage: Eukaryota; Dinophyceae; Prorocentrales; Prorocentraceae
Source: the annotation of a GenBank genome assembly
AUGCGGAGGUUGACGAGACCGCGCAUCGCUUUGCGUUCCACGCGAAGCGAGUUGUCUGUCCGAGAAGGAAUGGAUCACACGUUGGCAAGUUUGUAUAAAGUGCCCCGCGUUCACUCCGAGGACUGGCUGGAGAGCGGGGAGCCAGGGGCUGACGGGGAGGACCCCGAGUGCGGUGCAGCGCGCGCUUGCGCGCGAUCGCGCGCCGCCGCCGCCCCUGCGCCGCCCAUCGACGAGUGCGGCUUCGGCGUCCUCGGCCCCCCCGCUCCCCCUCCUCGUCCUCC